AUGCCGAUGGAAGAUGUGGAGCCCGUCUGGGACCUUGAUGAAGAUAAGAAGGUCGAAGCCAAGUAUCGUGGCCAGUACUUGGCUUUUUUGCAGAUCAUCCCGCACUUGUCCAAGCGUAUGCUGUACGAUGUUAAUACUAAAACGGAGAGCCAGCACUUGUACAAGAAGCACAACACGAGCAACGCGAUCAAACUGGGCAGCUUAUCUGGGAAUAAUCUGGACGAGAAAGUCUACGACUGUAAGCGCUUAUCUUUUUCCACCUUAGCCUAAAUUUAGAGUUCUGCUAUGCAUGACAACUACGCUUUCCAUGAAGAUCCUAACUCAAAAAAACUCUAAUCACCAUCAAAAAACGCCUUAACUCUUGCCUAUAUCAUAGCGCUAUCUUCUCUCCGCAGGUAUCAAUGCUCUGCAGAAGGAUACGAGAGAAGCCUUGGCGUCCUAUGUCUGCCAGUGCGAGAUCGGUGCCAUUGACGGCAUCACGGACGCUCAGUUUGAGGCGUUUGUCACUUGGUGCGAGUUCGAUCCGAAGGCAGCGGCACUGUUAGAGGCUUGUAAGUAAAACUGAACGGAAUGCUUUUUCUCUAGGUUUUCCCUUGUCAGCAACUAGCAUCAUUCAUAAACAACUACCAGACUUCCCUAUAGUAAAAACAAAGAAGAGAACCAUCUGAAUCAAGAGACUUCCUCUCCUUCAAUCUAUUCCAUGUCGGCUCUUUCAAUGCAUAAGCUGCAUCCUCUUCCAGAUUCCCAGAGAUCCGAAGAAGAAGCCGAACUUGAAGGCCUUGGGCCAACGCAUGGAUACGAAGUUGGGCUUCCGUUCUGUCAGCCAUGCCAAGCGCUUCAACGCAGUUGCGGCUAUUAUGGCUGGAAAGAAGCCUGCUGCCGCGACCAGCAUGGCCCAGGUGUUGGACAAGGCCAAGGAGAAUGCUGA
Messenger RNA from Amoebophrya sp. A25, 928 nucleotides. The record is from the annotation of a GenBank genome assembly. NCBI's taxonomy places the organism in Eukaryota, Dinophyceae, Syndiniales, Amoebophryaceae.